This is a messenger RNA of Talaromyces stipitatus ATCC 10500, 2844 nucleotides long. RefSeq lists its product as uncharacterized. The record is from RefSeq and is a predicted model, not a curated record. Lineage: Eukaryota; Fungi; Ascomycota; Eurotiomycetes; Eurotiales; Trichocomaceae. The coding region runs from base 1 to 2748 and encodes 915 amino acids. The transcript has 2 exons.
AUGGAUCUUCCGGCGCCUUCAGUCUUGACUCAAUUGCCCCGACCGCUCCAAGCUGCCACUGGGAAAACGCAGGUCGGUGAAGUUUUCAGUCUCGCCGAAUCAAAGAAGAGGAAAAGAUAUGAAAUCGCUGUCGCUGUCGACGGCGAAGGUGUCAACGUAUACAAUGUGCAAUAUCCCAAACUUGUCACGUCGUAUGCUGUACCCCCGCAGUCCGAAUUUUCUUGUUGCCCAAUCUCUAUACGUUUGAGAGACAAGCAGUCAUCAGCGGUAAAAAGAUAUACUUAUUGCGCUGUCGGACGACCGCAAAAUCAGAUCAAAGGCUUUUUCGAAGAGAUUGUAUCAGGAUCAACAUCUGCGCCUGUUAUAACGUCUGCUUCAUAUGCUUUGAAGGGUUCGCGAAGCCCUGUCAUCUUUGUGGGCAUCAUUCCCGGCUCGUCGAGCGAAAGCAGUUCUUCAAAAGAUUCAUUUGAUGUACUCGUAGUGCACAAAGACGGAUCGAUAAGAAGGCUUACAUCUGAUCUGGAAACUGAAAAAUGGAGCGUUAAACCAGCAGGACUCGAUAAUGGAAUUGUGGCUGCUUUUCUUGUCGACCACGAUGAUGCCAAGAGAGCAUUGUUCAGAAGGCGUCCCGAUCUUGCUACAUUAGCUGUUGGAGACGUCUCCAUAUCAGCAAACAACAUUCCACCAGUACUUUUGCUCGUUACUCAAGCAGGUAGCUCGCACGCUGCCAAAGUCCAUAUGUUCUCCGUUACGUCUGGUGCUGAGGUUACAAGCUCGAACGAACUGCAACAGCUUGAAACUGUAGAACUACAUAAAAUUGAUGGAUCACAACCCGAUGCCGAGGAGAUACAGUGGACUUUCCAUCCCGGAUCUGCAGGAUUGGGUCUGUCAUUCCGACAUGGAUACGUGAACUACGAUCUUUCUCAAUAUCCACCAUCAUGCACGUCCAGCCUGAUCCUUGCGGAUGAAGACUUCUCUUCUAUUAUGCGUAUCUCACCCAACUCCGUCAUUGGUGCUGGGAAGUCGCUCAUCGCUUUAUACGACACGCACUACUCAUCCAUUCAGCGCAGUAUAACCCUACGUGAGCUUUCAGCCAACAAGUCGCUUGGAAAGUAUGAUUCCAAGACAGUCACGAAGUUUGUAGGGUAUUUUGCCAAACUAGGCAUUGCAUUGGCUAUUAAGGAAAAUACACUUCAAGCCUUCGACUUGUCAUCGACACAUUCCAUACGAGGAACAUCCAUCAAACGUCAACGUGACGGCUUACUUAUAGAUGCCAUUGGACGUGGUGUUAACUCAUCUUCUGCAAGCGUCAAUGACCCAGCUGUCUUACUCGGUCUCAAAUCUACCCAAGAAGUUCACAAAUGGAAUGCUUUCAAGAGCGAACUUGAAAAGGCAUCCAAGGCAAAAGAUGUUGUUUCUUUUGAUCAAGCCGUUGUUGGAUACUUUGGUCCUUCGGUAGAAAGUCAAGCACCAACAGCUGUUCACCCGGAACAAAUCACCCCCAUUCUUUCCCAGAUUUUUACUGUACGACAACAUGAUUUUGGAAAUUUGAAAAAUGCUUCUCCGACACUGGAGGUUGCUGUGUGGCCCGAAAAGACUUGCAGGUGGUUGGUGAAAAUUGGACAGAUGUCUGUGAAUCAAGUCAACAUUGCAGUCCGUCGGGCCAACAGACCCCAAGUCCUUCCCCCAUUCGAGCCUGGCGCAUUGGUACGCGCUCUCGCGGAGUGCGACAAGUCGCUGAAAGCUCUUACUAUGGUCUUGACUGGGCCAGUUUCACUUGAUCGAGAGGAGCUUGCACGCGCUUUGAAGAUCUUUCUCGACGAAGCUCGGGCGCGUUCAAUGGCACUGGAUCAAUCAGCGACAAUGACCAUAACAGGUAUUCCGGGUGGUGAGAUGACCACGGACGAAACACAGCAGAAAUUCGCUCCUUCGUCUCCCACGGAAGCUUCCUUGGAGGAUGCAUUCAUAGGGCUCAAUUUGACACUAUCCCGAUUACACGACUACCCAACGAACCAAAUAGUCUCAUGCCUACGUUCAACGCUAUCCAAUACAGACACUCUCGCAAUUGUCCAUCAUCUCCGUGUCUCUCUCGCCACUGGCGGAUACACAGCACGCUUUACCGAAGAACCACCUAUCCCCCUAGAGGCCAUCAAAGCCGCGCCUCCGCUAUCUCUCAAAGCAAUCAUUGACUUGAUGAAUGCCAGUGUAGAUGCGAUUGGACCAUCAGGCUGGAUCUCUGCCGUGGAAUUUGCGGGUGCAGCCGUCAAUGAAGCUGAAAUGAUUUCACAUAUGCAAUCCGAAAUCUCCGCCGCAUUGGCCGGUAUCGAGGAAGCAGCAUAUAUGAAGGGUAUCGUAGGCGAGUUUAUCCGUUACGGUACUCGAGUAUCAAAAUCUACCACCACCAAAGCCUCUUCCACCGCCCCUGAAACUACAACGGCUACCAUCACCAUGGACGCCAAAGACAUCAAUAACGGGGAAUACACCACAAUCAUCAACGACGGUACCCGCGCCCGCAUCAACCGCGAAUACGACCCUUAUGGCAAACUCUGGGAAACAUACACAUUCCCCAAAGCAGGCGAAGAAGACGGGAAAAUGCUUCCAUUAUCACUCAACACGCCCGAUUCGGAAGUUAGUCGGACCAAGAUUCAGAAAUCAACUGGUGAGGUUAAGCAGAGGACCAAGAGAGAGAUUGCGUAUUUGCAGAGACAGGCCGUGCCGGAUUAUUCUGUUGUUAGGAUACACUUGUAAAAUUUGGGUUUUUGUUUUGUGCGGAUAUAAGUCCAGAGGGAGUCAGGUCAAGUGAUUAGGGACACGGUUCAGCGAUGAUGUUUUGCGAGUCUGUUG